Messenger RNA from Thrips palmi, 1629 nucleotides. RefSeq names its product FGFR1 oncogene partner-like. The transcript is spliced from 8 exons. Gene Ontology annotation, cellular component: centrosome. The record is from RefSeq and is a predicted model, not a curated record. Lineage: Eukaryota; Metazoa; Arthropoda; Insecta; Thysanoptera; Thripidae. Gene Ontology annotation, biological process: microtubule anchoring. Bases 95 to 1390 code for a protein of 431 amino acids.
GCAGUAGAGAGUGUUUUGUUUUGUUUGUGUUUUGCCGUUGACCCGCGAUUUUGGUGCCAGAACGUUUGGCAUUAAAUUUCUGAAAAAAGAGGCAAUGUCUGUCGAAGAGGAUACGGAACUGCGGGACUUGGUUUCAAAAACUCUGGAAAAUAAUGGCGUUUUGGCCAAAAUUCGGGCAGAACUUCGGGCAAGUGUCUUUCUUGCCCUCGAAGAGCAAGAGAACAAAGCGGGUCCAUUUGAAAACAAAGCACUGAAAGAAUAUUUGAAGUCUCCACAAGCUGCCCUUGGGCUUUGUAUUGUGCGAGAAUUUUUGGAAUACCUUGAGUUGGAUUUUACUCUUUCAGUAUACAAUACGGAAACAAGCCACGGCAAAGGGUAUGAGUAUAGUGGCCGAAACAAACUAGUGAAGGACCUUCAAAUACAAAAUCUAAAUGGGAAGAAAGGACCCCUCUUGAGUCACAUUCUACAAUUAGCUCAGGAAUCUGGUGGUAUUUCGACUGAUGUUAAAGAGGGGAAUACCCACACCAGUACACCUAACUUAAAGCCAUUAACUGGUGGAAACUUAUUUCAUAAUCUAAGUCUUGGAAGCGAGGCAAGUGUUGAAAGCCCCAAUGUCUCUCUUCUGCCUUUGGAUCGGACAUUUACUUCAGAGGGUCCAACUGUGAAAGUUAUUUCAAACAAUGAUGGCGCUGGAAAUGACAAAAUGGUACAGUCCCCUGUACAGCUUCUUUCUUCUGAAUCUCAAAUUAAACUGGAAGAGAAACAAGAUACCAAAUCACCUGAGGGUGCAAAUAAAGAAGACAUCAAUAUAUAUUCUACCAAAGUAUUGGCUAAUAAAGAUGCAGUCCUCAAAAAUUCCAAUAAACCCAAUGAAUCUGGAAUGGGUGAGAGGAAGCAAAAUGUGGAAGGGAAACAUUCUCAGAACAAACCAUCUAAGAGUGAUGGUAAGAAUUCUAUGGCAUCCCUGAAUGAUUUGCCACCUCUGGAUGACCUCCAUGAAAGAAGAAAUUUCAAUAAUGCCGCCAGUAUAAAUUUUGCAAGUUUAGGUAUUCAUGAUGACUAUGAAGAAGAUUUUCUUUCUACAGGCAGCAGUGCCACAAAUGAGAACAGCAAAAGCCACAGCCUAAGUCACAAAUCAAGUAAUAAACAAAACCCCCCUAAAAAGGAAAAGUCAUCUGAGAAAAAGUUGACUAAGGAUAGUGCAGAGAAAGAAACUUCUGACAAAGCAGCAACAAACAGUCCAGUUGGUAGCAUUAGUGAAGACCUUGAUGACAAUACAAACUCUGGAAUUGAUGACUUGUUGAACAGCACAGCUUCAACUGAGAACACUGUUGAUGCUACUAUAUCCCACAUCAGAAGUAAUUUUGCUGACUAUAUUGAAGAAGUGUAAAAUCUUUUCAACAAAUUUCAAGAGGAACAACCAUGGUAUCUAACAAAUCAACUUUACUUUGUGAUUGCUCAAAAUUUGUAACUUAUUUUUACGAUUGUGUGUGAACUAUGAAUUUUUUUCACUGGUAGUCAUACCACUACUGAAAUCAUUAAUUUAUUGCCUUAUAUAUGUGUAUAUAUCUGACUGACUUUGUAACCUAGUAUAUUAGAGUUUGGUGUUAAUAUAAGUGAGAGUCACAA